Pleurotus ostreatus (oyster mushroom) is the source of this 564-nucleotide messenger RNA. RefSeq lists its product as uncharacterized. The record is from RefSeq and is a predicted model, not a curated record. The coding region runs from base 1 to 564 and encodes 187 amino acids. The transcript has 2 exons. NCBI's taxonomy places the organism in Eukaryota, Fungi, Basidiomycota, Agaricomycetes, Agaricales, Pleurotaceae.
AUGUACGCCGUAACAACCUCAUUCGCCCACCGGGCCCCCCCUGCAACACGGACUCGAGUCAGGUGGCAGCCUUAUUCUGCCCUUUCCUCCUCCUCUUCUUCAAACGCCUCAUCAUCAUCAUCGAAUGUCUCUUGCCGUUCCCCGUCGUCCUCUUAUUUAAAUACCCCUGCUUCCUCUGUAUCAAGCCCUCCAUCUGUCAACACUCCCAACGACCCACGCCACGCCACCCCUUCCCUAUCCCACAGCUUAAAAGAGCAUCAGUCACGCGAUGCAAACAAACAGCAGUACGCUCUAAGCCUUGUUGACCAAGCCGUAAAGGCAUUGUCCGACAUAUGGCACCCCCAAGAUAUCCCUUCUGUCUUCCUGACGUCCUCCAGAGCGACCGUACCCCCAACCCCGCCCCCGCUUCAGACGCCAUCGACACUACUUCGCGACACAUGUCGCCGCAACGUCCAACUUCCAUCCCCCAUAUCCCCCUCCACUCGCAAACCCCCUCUACCCCUCGACUCCUCCUCCGACGUCUCAGAAAUCAGACGACAACCGUAUCACCGACACUUCUGCUAG